Molecule: messenger RNA, 24881 nt
Organism: Spirometra erinaceieuropaei
Lineage: Eukaryota; Metazoa; Platyhelminthes; Cestoda; Diphyllobothriidea; Diphyllobothriidae
Source: the annotation of a GenBank genome assembly
AUGGAAAGCUUCAGCCUCUGCUCUUUUAUCCAUCCCUACUUGUCUUCUGGUGAACCCAUUGCCUUCAUGCCUCACCACAGUCCUCGCUGGCCGGAGAUAAAGGCCGUCCUGUCUAGAAUCGCCGCGACCUGUCGUAACAUCUUUCAUCUUGUCUCUCUGUUCGAUUACCUGGAACAUCUGGUGAACCUUGGUCCUCCCUCAACUGCGCUGCUGCAGUUGAUCCCCUCAAGAGAGACAUUUAUUGGCCUUGGGAACUACCUAUUCUACCACACCGCGGAGGAACAGAGGAAUUUUUUCUUCUCCAGUCUUUUGCCAAAGAUCCUAAACUAUGCAAUCGAAAUCGAAAAUGUUUUCCUCACCACACCCCUUGCGUACUCCAGGGCCUAUGAAGGUAUGCACUGUCUUUGCUCACGAAUGUCACAUUCAGAAUUUACCGUAUCAAUACCCAGGUCGCAUGUGGCCAGUUUGAUCGCCUGUUCCUUCCUAUGCCUUUAUCCGAACGCGGAACGGCAGAACUGCCUCUUCAGUGAUGUCAACUUCACCUACUUCUUUCACGGGAUCACUUCUGAGUUUGCCUUCUAUUCUUCUCCUAACUGUCUACUCUAGGUCAACUGCGCAGGUUGCUAAACUGCAAGCCAUUUUGCAGUACUUUGCGUGUCUCUCCGAGCCGGAAGGAAUGCCCUCUCAACCAUCGUCCGCCUUCCGAAUAAUGCGCCGAUCUCUCCGACUGAAGACUUUCAACAACGGCAACCAAGCCUCUGUGGGUGAGGCGCAGUCUUUGCUCCCGUUCUACGGCAGGCAAUUUGUAGAUGCCCUCAGAGGAACUCGUUUACCAUUGGCUCUAGUUGAAAAUACCUGUGACAAAGAGACUGUAUCGGAAAUGUUCGAUUUGCCUAUCGUGAGUACUAUUUUAAGUCAAUGCCCUGCCUCUCUUGGUCAUUUGAAUAUGUUGAUCCUGAGAUCCGCUGCCAAGGGUUUCACGAUGUGCGCACUUUAUUUCUCAGCGUUGAAGUAGAUUGUCCGGGACAGUAACAGAAUCAAUUACUUGAGGUGUAUGGCACAGACCUACUGCUUACUUCUACUUCGACUGAUCGCUCGGACACGAGAAUAUGGAUCCUCCCUCAUUCCUCACCUUCCCACUUUCCUAGUAAUACGAUUAGCCUCACACUAAAUUCCUAAUUCCAACUAUAACCGUAACUCUAACCGCCCUUGAAUUUAGGAUAAGGCCAUCUGUAAUACGGAGGGUCCAUAUUCCAAUGCCCAACCGAGUGAUCUUCCAAAAUUAUGUUUUAACAGAAAUUGAGUUCUAGAAAAGACAUCUUGUCAUGUGCACGAAGUUAAAGUGGACGCUGGGUGGUGGACCUUUUUACUGUUACCCAUGGAAUAUUUGUGCAUCCUUGGAAAUCACGGGUGCGUUAAAGCGAAGGAUUACCUGCCUUUUAUUGGGACAAGAUUACACAGAUUUACAAACGAUAAUUUUCAUGGAAGAAAAAGGUUGUUUUUUGAUAAAAGGUGCUUAUUCUCAGUUUGCCUCACGCGACUUACGCGGAUCAAAAAAAAAUAAAUUUUCAAGUUGGUGACAGUAGUUUUAACAAACCUGUUCUGUUUACACGCACGCUAACGUGCAUGUGUGGUCUGCGCCCGUUUGUAAUAUUGGAACCUUGAUUAUUAGCUUCAUAUAUGCGUGUUUAUAUGUCGCGCCAGCCGACCUAGUCCUCUGUUCAUUUCUUCUGACGACCGGUCGGUGUCGCCGACCUGGAAAUUUACGCGUACAACUCGAUUUUCCGAAGAGCCUUCUCUUUUUCAUACAUACAUAUAUAUAUGGAUAUAGGUAAAAAUGCUGACGCCAGGUGUUAAUAUGGAAGAGGAGGAUGAGGCGAUCUCUGGGGAAGAAGGUUUAUGCAUCUGACGUUUCGUGUUCAUACUCGAGCACAUCUUCGGAGAUCUCCGAAGAUGUGCUCGAGUAUAUAUAUAUAUAUAUAUAUAUAUAUAUAGGCAGAAUAGUAUUACCGACAAAGACAAGGGAGACUGGAAUGGCCAUUUCUGGCUUAUUAGCCGUCGUCAGCCAGCCAUACCCAAGCCCGAAGUGUGGAACACCCGAGCCUCGAACUCGCGACCUGUUGGUUUAGAAGUCAACGCCUCUACUCACCGGGCCACGAGCCCGUUGCCUUGUCGGUUUUCGAUCGGGAAUAUACAAUGUUAGGGGGCGCUCACCGAUCGUUCAUACGGAACUCACUCGUUCCGUUGUGCCUUAUGGACUCUCUCUCGAGCCCAACCAGCAGCCGCACAGCGGCGCAUGAUAUAUAGGCAGAAUAGUAUUACCGACAAAGACAAGGGAGACUGGAAUGGCCAUUUCUGGCUUAUUAGCCGUCGUCAGCCAGCCAUACCCAAGCCCGAAGUGUGGAACACCCGAGCCUCGAACUCGCGACCUGUUGGUUUAGAAGUCAACGCCUCUACUCACCGGGCCACGAGCCCGUUGCCUUGUCGGUUUUCGAUCGGGAAUAUACNCGCCCAUUCCUGAUUGAUAAAUACCCGAUCUGCAGCGACAGAGAAUGACAGGUGGCGAGGCACUGAUGAACUUCGGUUCGAUGAAGUGCUUAUGACCCAUCUGGUAGGCCUCAGUGGUGGACCGACUGCGCCAGGUGCGUCUGUGCGCAUGUUUGUGUUUCUGGUCUCAGCUGCUGGUGGUGGUCAGGGUUAUGAUUGGCUGAAUGAAGGCAGAAUAAGCCCGAAACAGUGCUGUAUCAAUCUACCCGCAUUCUCUGUCGUCCCUCCUCGCUGCUAUAUAUAUAUAUAUAUAUAUAUAUAUAUAUGUAUCCCGAAUGAUAGAGAACACACGCGGCCCAGGUAAUUGAGUAGAGGAAGACGGGAAGGCGAUCGCUGGGACCAAUUGUUUAUUUAUCUGACUUUUCGAACUCUCGCGCGAGCCCAUCGUCAAGGAAUGAAAAAACUGUACAACUCGUCGUAUAUUUAGCUCACCUCUGCCGGAUGUGACCUCUAGCCGCGCUGCUGAUUUGUUCACGCAGUGCUUGAUAGGCGAUUGGCAGAUCGAUAUGUCAAUUAAUCGAGUCCUCGGUUGACUGUCACUCUUCCUGCAGCUGAAGAGCAACUCGGUCGUCCGACUGGCCCAAUAUUCUCACGCAUUGAAAGUCGAAGCCGUGUCCUGGCGAGGAGGCGUGGGCGGCUACCAAGGAGAGUUUACCCUUCCGUCUCACAGCCACCUCGUGUUCGUACAAUCUCGUGCGUACCUGUUUGCCGGUUUCACCAACAUAAUUGGCUUGACCACAACUGCAGUCCGGUUUUGGUUGCCCCUUCGGUUUCCUUGCCCGGGUUUCUCGCCUGCACUUUUCGACAAAAUUCCCAUGGUAGCCGUUCGCUGUGAAGCGUUUCCGCAGGAACUGGACCUCAGCCUUCUUGUCGGCUGGCUCAGUCAAUGGGUUUCUACAUGCCGGUAGAGUGUUCUCACACAGCUGCGUUUGUGCGAAAGGCGGUGGUUGCUAAGAGGUAUUCGUCGAAGUGAUGGUUUCUUUCGACGUGAUAUCACUUUCCACCUGUUUAACGGUCGUUACCGAUCAUCAGUACGUCAAAGGCCCUAACAAAUGAGGUAUACAAGCAUGUCACUGUUGUGGCUUCCCGAUCUACAAAGACAGAGAAUGACAGGUGGCGACGCACUGAUGAACUUCGGUUCGAUGAAGUGCCUAUGUCCCAUCUGGUAGACCCCACUGGUGGCCCAACUGCGCCAGGUUCGUCUGUGCGCAUGUUUGCGUUUCUAGUCCCAGCUGCUGGUCAGGGUUAUGAUUGACUGAAUGAAGGCAGAAUAAGCCCGAAACAGUACUGUAUCAAUCUACCCGCAUUCUCGUCGUCCCUCCUCGCUGCUAGUAUGACUUGGUCGACUUCAGCCAAGUAAUUGUUUGACUGUUCGUGACCUUUUCCACCCAUACGGAGCUUGUUUGCUUCGUGAAGCCAACAGAUCGGUGUCGCCCAUUCCUGAUUGAAUAUAUGUAUAUAUAUAUAUAUAUAUAUAUAUAUAUAUAUAUAUAUCCAUGUGAGUUAUAGUAGAGGGCGCUCACUAACCACGUUAGGGACUUGCUCGUCCCAAUGAUUGGAGCGUUGGACUAAUAAUCAUUUCAAAACUAUAUGGGCCCCAUAUGACAUCUUAGUAGUGUAAAAAAUGUGGGCUUUUUUCCUUUACAGAAAGUAUGCAGCAUGUAGUUUAGAAUGCCUAGGCGCAAGUUUAAUUGCAUAUAGAGUUCAGAAUUAUACGGGAAUUAAAGGAGUUUUUAAACUGAAUGAUACAAUUUCUCGAAGCAUGGUGUUUGAAAAAGGCGUAAUUUGCUUCAAAAUGAGUACAAGUAAGAACAUUUUAUGCACUUUUUCUACAAAAUAUAUUUGACUUUAUAGGGGCAACGAGAAUCCAUAUGAGACAUCCGUACAACUUUAGUAGUCACUUUUUACUAAGUGUGCUUUUUGCAGGCGACCGGAAAGAACCAAGUUCAAAAAUUGGUGUCCUGGCGUGACUAAAAUACCCUAGGAUUCUUCUGCACGAUAAUAAAUCUUACAACUCUACCUAACUAAUCUUCUUUAAUUAAAAACGCAUUUCGGAAUUUCGGUUUACAUUUCAUGAGCUCGGCCAGCUGCCGUGUACAUAUGCAUAUAUAUUCUCUGGAGAUCAUGUACCAAAAACUGCAUAGAGGACACUGGGGGACCCACUGAGAAGCCGAACCCAUCGCAGCAGUGUCGCGCAGCGGCAGAAUAUCGGCUAAACGCAUGUCUGGCUUUUAACUAGUAUCUGUAUCAGGAAUGCGGUGUAGUAUCUUUGCCAUAUGUAUAUAAUGGUAGAGGGGCGCUCACCGAUUGUUUUACGGAACUCGUUCAUCCCGCUGUGCCUUAUGGCUCUCUCUCGAGCCCAACCAACAGCCGUACAGCAGCACAUGAUAUAGGCCGAAUGUUAUUACCGACUAAGACAAGGGUGACUGAAAUGACCAUUUCUGGAUUAUUAUCUAAUAUGCGUGUAUAUUUAUAUAUGAGGUAGUACCGACGAAGACAAGGAAGACCGAAAUAGCCAUUUCUGGUUGGUUAGCCUUCAUCAGCUAGUCAUACCCAACCCUAGGUGUUUUUACCUGGGACUCGAACCUGGGAUCUUUGGUCAUUGAAUGUAACACUCUACCACUGAGCCACUAGCUUGUCGUCUUGUCGGUUUUGAUCGAGAAUAUUAUGUUAUAGAUAAGUCACCAAUCAGAUCUUUCCAUACUCCCUCCAAAGGUACUCACUAAAGGCUCAGACACGUGUUUUGCAGGUGUUUCUGCUACUACAUAAUGGAGUUGCGAGAAGUCCGGCUCCUCUGUUUCCUUGCGAUUCCUUGUAUACGAACUCCAGGGAAAUAUCAGGUUUAUCAUUUCGGAAAUUAGUAAGUGUAGGAAUAAUUGAACCACUUGUAGUUUUGACAUAUCUUAUACACAGUUAGAUCUCAUACGUUCUUCCUGCAGAUCGACUUUGUGAAUUCCUACGUUGGUGGCGGUGCGCUGCGAGCCUCGGAACUCUCCUCUAAGUCGGUCUACUUCCGAUACCCCGAGACCCUGGUUGCACUGGCUCUCUGCUGCCGUCUGGAGGGUCCAGAGGCCCUCUGGAUCGAUAACUACCUCGGUCCCUUUGGAACAUCCGCGGAGGACCCUCUGGAGGGGGCAAAACCGCGCACUUUUCGGCGUCUUGUAGUCGCCAACUCCACUCGCUUCCCUGUCUGGGCCUCUGAACUGCAGUACUCUGAGGCCGGUAUUAUUGAUGACAUUGUUAAAACAACGGCUGGCCUCUUCCAGGUCGACUUGAAUGAUGAAGAAAUUGCCGUAUGUUACGAAGUCCCUGCUGUUUGCCUUCAAAGUUUAUGUCUGAUUUGGUUUCUCUAUAGAUGCAGAGUUUCGACUUAAACGCUGGAUUUGGUUGCACGGACGAAACAUCCGAUCUAGAGUAGGAGGGGAGCUUCUAGACUGCCUGUUUAACGCUCACGUGACGCUAUUUACAAUCGGCGUUGUUUUCGUUGCUGCAGACAGUUGUAAUUUUUAUUGUGGGAAUGCGUUCAGUGAUUUGGUUGCGGGAUGAGUACAGUGAGUUACCGAUCUCAUGAAAUGUUGGCUGCAAUCCUGAAAUUCGUUUUCGAUUAGGAAGCCGGUUGUAAUACUGAUUGCCCUGCGGCAUAAUCGUAUAAUAUUUCGGAGUAUGCAAAGUCGAGACUUUCCUGUAGAAGAAGUAGACGCAAGGUUUGCUUCUUGUCGUCGUUUUGGAGACAACCACUCGCAUCUAGCAAACGCAUUCCGACAGCAGAGAGACACGCAUAUUUGAGAUGUCUGUUUUAACAUGUGCACGCGAACUGCUCCAGGCAUGUUUCAAGUUCGUAUGAGGGAAAUGAAACGUGUCGGCGAGUGGUCCUUUUGAGUAAUUCACCAGCAGUCCACCUAUCGAAGCGCAUGAUUCGUUCAUGGGAGAGAAGAGGUCGUAGGUGGAGGAGGGGGUGCUUGAGGACCUCUCGGAUUGGAAGUUAGGGUGCACGACCAGUAGAUACCGAGGGUGUCGGUUCAGCUAGCGUAGAGAUACCGAAAGGGCAGUUCGAAAGAGCGGGGGGGGGGCAAACGACACACGUUCGGGUCGAUAGUUCCCACGACGUCAGAAGGCCUGCGAUUGGCCAUAGCGAAAGAAAAGCUGAGACGGGGUUCUCCUAUGCACACACACACACACACACAGAGAGCUGGGUUCUAAGAAUCGAGACCACGCAUUCUGGCGACCACAGUACUUAUAACCAUCCGAUCAGAGAUCCCACUAUUGUGUACGCAGGCAGGAGCAGAGCCUGGAGGUACCGCGCCGGCUUGAAGGUUUGGAAGUGUUAGGGUUCAGAGAAAUGGCGGGAACCAAUUAUUCUGAUGAUGAGCGGACCCAGUAAAAAUACUCGGAGACUACAACUUGCUUUUUGUCGGCACUCCCCCUGCAUGAUUAGUGAUCGCUAUGUGACUGCCUACGACGGACCUAGAUUAGGCCACAUGGCACAUCGGGACGAGCACAGUGAGUGACCGAUCUUAUGAAAUGUUGGCUGCAAUCCUGAAAUUCGUUUUCUAUUAGGAAGAAGUACUUAGACGCGGUUGUAAUACUGAUUGUCCUGCGACAUAAUCCUAUAAUAUUUCGGACUCGGCAGGAGGUCGACUUUUGAAUGCACUGCUUUUCAAACUCCUGUAGGAACCAUACUUGAUAGCAUGCAUUUCCCCGUUAAUUUUCGAGGGUCUUGCAAAUUGAAAUAUAUUUUAGAGAAAGCACGAACAAAAAUAUACAUUCUUUCAGUCGUUAGAUAGAGAAUUACGUCUUCUUUAUAUCUUAUACUCAAAGAAGGGGUAUAAUUAGGUUUUAAAAAAGUUUUCUUGUUUCCGAAUAAUUUGUAACCUGAUCAGUCGUUGCGCCAGCGCUUAGUGAUUUCAGUCUACAAGGUGCAUGCGUUCCGCGUAAAGAAAAUCUCAUAUCCGUUUAUGCCUUUAAAAAGAUGUCAUAUAGAGUCCAUAAAAUUUUGCAAUGGAUGCGGACUAAGUUGUACAUUUCAUGAGGAGCAGUGGUAAAUGGACAGGUACGAUGCUAUAUGAAUGGGCAUUGCGCGGUCUUAAAAAUCUCAUAAUUAGAAACUUUUUAAAAACCUUAUUAUACUCCUUUUUUGAGUAUAAAAGAUAAAGAAGACGCAAUUAUCUGAAAGUAAGUAUAUUUUUGUUCGUGCUUUCUCUAAGAUAUAUUUGAAUUUGCAAGACCAUCGAAAAUCAAUGGGAAAUGCAUGCUUCUUAAGUAGUCAUUUUUUACCAAGUAUGGUUCCUACAGGAGUUUGAAAAGCAGUGUAUUCAAAAGUUGACAUGCUGCCGAGUCCGAAAUAUUAUAGGAUUAUGUCGCAGGACAAUCAGUAUUACAACCGCGCCUAAGUAAGCCUUUUUAAUCGAAAACGAAUUUCAGGAUUGCAGCCAACAUUUCAUAAGAUCGGUCACUCACUGUGGCCUAAUCUAGAUCCGUCGUAGGCAGUCACAUAGCGAUCACUAAUCAUGAAGGGGGGAGUGCCGACAAAAAACAAGUCGUAGUCUCCGGGUAUUUUUACUGGGUCCGCUCAUCAUCAGAAUAAUUGGUUCCCGCCAUUUCUCUGAACCCUAACACUUCCAAACCUUCCGCGAGCAUUCAAGCCGGCGCGGUACCUCCAGACUCUGGUCCUGCCUGCGUGCACAGUAGUGGGAUCUCUGAUCGGGUGGUUAUCAGUUCUGUGGUCGCCAGAAUGCGUGGUCUCGACUCUUAGAACCCAGCCUUCUGUGUGUGCAUAGGAGAACCGCGUCCCAGCUUUACUUUUACCAUGGCCAAUCGCAGGCCUUCUGACGUCUUAAGAACUAUCGACCCGAACGUGUGUCUUUUGUCCCUCCGCUCUUUCGAACUGCCCUUUCGGUAUCUCUACGCUAGCUGAACCGACACCCUCGGUAUCUACUGGUCGCGCACCCGAACUUCCAAUCCGAGAGGUCCUCAAGCACCCCCUCCCCCGCCUACGACCUCUUCUCUCCCAUAAACGAAUCAUGCGCUUCGAGGGGUGGACUGCUGGUGAAUUACUGAAAAGGACCACUCGCCGACACGUUUCAUUUCCCUUAUACGAACUUGAAACAUGCCUGGAGCAGUUCGUGUGCACAUGUUAAAACAGACAUCUCAAAUAUGCGUGUCCCUCUGCUGUCGGAAUUCGUUUGUUACAUGCGAGUGGUUGCCUCCAAAACGACGACAAGAAGCAAACCUUGCGUCUACUUCUUCUACAGGAAAGUCUCGACUUUGCAUACUCGUCGAAAUCCUUGUAUUAGUUGCAGACUACUAGAUGGUCGCCUUUUAAUUAGUAGUACCUACAUAAAGACGGACAGAAUUUGUGGUUUAUGAAUUAACUUGAGGUCAUAUUAAGUGUCUCUCCAGUCUGUAUGGCUACCCCUCCUGCAAGAAGAAAUAGGGACUCCGCUUAUCCCGGGGAGUCUUGCACUAAUGUCAGGGGAGUGUAGAGUUAGAGCUAGGGUUGGAGUUAAAUUUAGGGUUAGGGUCAGGGCACGGGAGGGUGGAGGGCGAGGUGAGGUUCCUAUUCUCGUCUUAUCGUUCCUCCCUUUGAGUGCGCAUUUACUGAUUUCAGUGGGUAUUCCAUGAAGUCCAGUGUUCUGAGUCGGAAGUUGCCAUCCCAGUGUCCCUUGUCUCACUUAGGGUUUUUUCCGAUCCACAGGCUUCUGGCCUACCUUCUCCAUUCAGCUCCGAGUGGUGGCUUCAACAUUCAUCACAAUCCCUUAUAGGUACGUGUAUGGAUACACCAGUUCUGCUCAAAAUAUUCCUCUGAAAUUCAUGAGCUCAAUUUAUUUGUGCUUUCUAAAGACUGUCAAACGGGUAAUUAUGACGCGGUACAGAAUGCAUACUUUUAUACAAGUGCUAGAGGGAACCUACAGUAGGUGGGCUAACUCACGAAAUGUCAAUCGAAAUUUCGAAAUGCCUUUUCGUUUCGAAAAGAUUAAUUAAGGAGGGUAGUAAAACUUAUAAUUGUACAGCAUAAUUCUAUAACAAUUCAGUUACCUCAGGAUGUCGGCUUUUGAAAAAAACUUCUCUUUGACUGCAUGCAAGACUUAUGCACUGUAAAAAAUGACUACUUACAGUACCUGUGCUAACUCAUGAAAUGUCACGAAUUAACACAGGUUAACGCCUUUAACGCAAAAUCGGCAAACACUACGGCUCCCAAAGUCUGACAGCGGAAAAUAAACGAUGUGCCAAAGAAAUAAAGCAAAGUUUGGUUAAGAAAAUAUUAUUUACUGAGAUAAAAAUAAAUAAUUUUCGACAAAAGUCACAUUUUCGAGAAACGCCUAUAUUACAACCAAGUUAAUAAAGGCUACGUAUGAGGACGUAUAAAGGAGGAGGGCGCAUAAAAGGUCAAAAAUAAUUAAGGACAGAAACAGAUACAAAAAAUUAGUACUUUGUAGAUUGUCCAUUCGAAUUAAUAACAGCAGAAAGUCUGUCCGACAUAGACAUGACAAGGUUAUCUAUGGUGGAUUGUAAAAUGUAAUUAUUGAGUAUGAAAUCCAAUUUUUCCUGCAUUGAAAGAGUCUUCUUAGCUUUGUGCCAAUUUCUUUUGACUAUUNCAUCAUCCGCCGACAGUUCUUGAAUGUUGCCGUCGGUGUAGUAUGUUCUCUUGGGAAGUUCUUUCCACAUAUGACAGUUUGGAGCGACUUCGUAGGCUUGUCUAAAAAUAGAACCUCAUCGCAGAAGAAAAUGCUCUUCCAAAAUGAAGAUCUGUAUUCACUAUAAUUCUUAGCAAAUAAAAGCCGUUCUCUAAUUAGUUUUCUACUUAAAUAUGGCUUAAUCAUGGCCUUCCGCCGCUGCAGUUCAAAUUCCUUCAUCCUUUUUCUAAUGAUGUUCAUAGAAAACAUCGGCAGAUGUUCCCGCUGAAUGGCCUCAAUGGGCAUGUAAUGAAACUUUUUUAAUGUACGACGAAUAAAAUCGUCGUCUUGCUUACUUGUGGACCGUUUUGGUCCCCCUAUCUUAUUUCUAGGAACAGUUUUAUCAUUAAUAAUGCGCCACAGAGUGACCUUGCUAAUAUUGAAAAUAUUAGCUAACGACUCACGCGGGAUUCCUUCCGCCGCUAAUUUUCGAAUGCGCUGGAAGUCAACUUCGGAUAAGUAUUGUUUAGACAUAGUUAUCGUUUGGCGUGGCAGAGCAAAGUGACGGCAUGUCGCGCGAACUCAAUAUAUAUUCGUUUACGACACGCAUUUUCAGUCUGGUAAAACAAUCACACUGAUAAACUUUUUUAUUUCGGUAUUUUGAAACAUAAAACUUUACGAAUUUGUAAAAAAGAAUUUUUAGAUAAAGAAUCGCACGUUAUUUCCUGAACACAAUAAGAAAUAAUUUAUCUGCAUUUCCCUGAUUUUGUUGAUAUUGAAAUUUAAUUUUUUCUUUUUGUUCGAAAGUUUAUCAAAGAAUUUCGUCCUUUUAUUAAUCUUCUUAAACAGAUUAAUAAGGUUACACAAAGAAUUUCCACCCGAAAGCUUUAAUAGCGUAGGAAACUGCUUGAAUAUCAGGAAUCCUCCGAUUUCGCCUUAAUCCGGCCCGUUUUCUAUUUAAUAUACAGAUCCGUAUCAAACUUUCCUUCAGAAAACGGUCUUUUCGUCCUUAUUUCAACCAAAUAAACACAAAUAACGACACCAAAAAUACACUACAUUGUCCACUAUAAUUUUGACCUCGGCAUUUCAUGAGUUAGCACAGGUACUGUAAGUAGCAUGCAUUUUACCCAUCGAAUUUCGAUGCCUUAAACAAUUCAAUUAUAUUUCAUAAAAAACAUGCAUGAAAAUAUUCAUUCUCUCGCCCAUCCGGUCGGAAAUUACGCCUUCUUCCAAUUUUGUACUCUGAGAAAGUGUAUAAUUCGGUUUUAAAAAAGUUUCUAAUUGUGAGAUUCUUUAAUACCUCAUGUCUCUGCCUUUACCAAUAUGGCUUGUAAAGUUAACAGUAUGGCUCAAAUGCACUACUAAAUUUUAUGAACCCCAUAUAGUCUCCUCUUAAUACCAUAGAGAAAUGUAUGGUUUUUCGUACGCGGAAAAUAAACGUCUUGUAUUUUGAAAACCCUGAAUUCAGGUGUAACGGCAGGUUGGGUUCAAAAUUAUUCGGGAAUUGAAAAAGUUUUUGAAAACCUAAUUAUACCGUUCUUCUGGGUGCAAAAUUGAAAGAAGACGCAAUUUACUACCGAAUGAGCAAAAGAAUGAAUAUUUUUAUGUACGUUUUCCAUGGAAUAUGGUUAGAGUUUUAGAGGCAUCGAAAAUCAAUGAGAAAAAUGCAUGCUACUGAAGUAGUUACUUUUUUCCGUGUACUGUUUUUGCAUGCAGCCGGGAGAGAAGUUCGUUCUAAAGCCGGCACCCUGAGGUUACUGGAUUAUUAUAGAAUUAUGCUGCAGGCUAAUUAGUUUUACAAACCUACUUAAUUAAUCUUUUCAAAACGAAAACGCAUUUCGAAAUUCCGAUUGACAUUUCAUGAGUUAGCCCACCUAUUGUACCUCCUUGCUACCCUUUUCAUCGUACGCGCUUAAUGGGUUCACUCCAUUAAAAGAGGUCACCUUAUAAUUUAUAAUUAAGUGCCACUUGUGGUAGAAGCAGCCUGCGUAAUCUUUGCGUAUUCGAUUAUUUUUCUUCCCCCGUCAGAACCAGAUGAUAUCCCUCCCCUUCGGAUGGAGUGCCAGUUGGUCGAUGGUGCUAAUCUGGCCCCCACUCGUGAGGCGCGGGCUGUCGACCGGUUUGCUCGUCUCCUCUCCAAAGCAACCCUUAAGGAGGCUUUACAGGCCUCCCGUCUGUGUCCCGUCCCCUCUUGGCCUCACCAUGGUCACCGGAGUCCUCUGAUGUGUACCCCCACAUCAUCAUCACGUAGAUCCCUAGGCCGCUGCCCCCAGUGCCGACAGGAGCCACCUGUUGCGGCCUCAUCCGCGUCCUUCUCGUGAGUUUGUGAAGUUGUAGGUAACCUCUCUGAUUUGCGACACUUCUUUAUCAUGUGUUCGAACUUUGCUACUAAUCAUUCUACAGAUCUCUUACACUGUUCACCCAGGGAGUUGUUUUCACUCUGUUCCAGGUUCCAAAAUCCCACAAAAAGACCAGAGCCAAACAUACCCUCACGGUCGUUGAAGCCAGAUGGAAGUCUUCGUGAGUCCAGCUCCGGCACUUCAUUUGGAGCAGUAUUAGAGGGUCUGCCGGACAAGUUCACUGAGACUGUGGGCCUUCUAGCCAGUGAAGUCAUGUCUGACGUACGUGUGCCCGCGCCGAGUGGAGCCAUAGCCUUUACUCCCCCCUGCCUUAAUUAUUUGCACUUUGUUGAACUACACAUAUUCGCCUACUUGUUAUGUUUCAGUAACACUUUAUGAUCGUUUUCAUAAGCCUGUGGAUCCACGGGUUACAUUCCUGGGCUUUCUUUUUCAGGCCAUCGGCACUGUUCGUAAGCGCCUGCGGGGCAUUUACGAGGUCUCAGAUAACCUAACUAAGUCCCUGCUAAAGGAAUGCCUCACCCCUUCUAUGAACGCGCGCGAUCCGACCUCGCCCAAAAACAUCCCUCUAAAGCACUUGCGCCCUCUCACCGUGGACAUACAGCCUCAGGUACGUGAGAUUCGUUCAUUCGAGGUUAGGGCUUUUUCAUUGCGUGUAUGAGGGAUCGCUGCAUCCACUGAAGUGUCUUGACAAUGCAGCCCUAAAAGGCAAGCCCAUUUUGAAUGCUUACCGGCAACAACAAGGGAGAUCGUGAUAUUCAUUUCUGGUUUAUCUACCCGUCUAAACAAAAAUGCUGCACCACUUGAACCAUAGGCUCACACCAUGUCAAUUGCGUCUUCUGCAUAGCAGUAAAAUUUCCAAAAUGCCUAUCUUUUUGUCAGCUUUAACUUAAGCUGCCUGUCCGAUGACAGAGUUGACUUUGGUUGCCUAUAGGCUACUGCUCCUCAACUACUAAAACAGUUCCGAGUUCUCGUAGCGUCGACCUGUCGUAGGACUCCAGGUCUAUUGACUCCCAUCGCACUGCGGAUGUCGCACCGCUGUCUCCUAACUCGGGUAAAACGUAGAUUCCCCCGUUUAGACGCUGUCACAGGGUUUGCGGAUAAAAUCGUCAACGUCACCGAGACUGACCUUUUCUUAAUUUUCACUCAGGGGGGGAGGGGGGAAAUACUGUUCCUUAGCCUCACUAAUUUUCCAUUCGGGAAGGUGAACUACUUUAGGCUGGUGGUGUUGGUGGCUGUGUUGAUGGUGAAUGCCCGUUACAUCUGACCUUAUGUCUUUAACGAUGAGGCAACUCUUUCUAGUGGCUUUUCUAACUUUCACCUGCAAUUCUCAAGACCUCAGGUCUCUGUGAGUGCGGGCGCUGCAACCAUAACUUUGGCUUUUUGUCUCUGCAGACUUUGGAUACCACGCAACCCCUUCCUCGGAGGCCAGCCUCGACAACUAACUUGCUGACCCCGUCGCAUGCCCAUACUGUAAAUCCUGGCGGAAUAAGGACCGCCUACAGCGAGCAUUUGAUCAACUUUUCCGUUAGCUUGGCCUCCCGUUGUCUCCUAAGUGCUCUUCUCCAACUCAGGCGUGAUUUUAUCCGUUCUCAUUCCUCCUCAACGUCGGACUCGUUCUCUAAGGAUCAGCCGUCAGAAGAUUCUGCCGCUAUGGCUGCCAAAAAGUUGUCGGAAGGUGCCCUGUGGAACAAGGUAAGUUGCUGUCGUUUACCACUGCCCCUAAAACCAUUAUGUCACCAUCACCCGUCCGCUGCAUUUACAACCUUCUCCUUCGUCACUUAACCUUCUCUGAUGACAAGGGAAUGUCAGGACGACUGCAGGUAGGCGGAGGCUCAUUGGUUGACAAAGGUGGACUGCCAUCCACGCGCGCUGCACACCCCUUGGUCUCCACUGCUAGCCAUUACCCCCCCCCCCCCCCCCGUCAUAAUUAUCCUCACUCCAACUUUUGAACUACAUAUAUUCGCCUACUUGUUAUGUUUCAGUAACAUUUUAUGAUCGUUUUUCAUACGCUUGUGGAUCCACUGGUUACAUUUCGAGGGCGUGUCGGACCUUGUACGAAUGAGUGUCAUAAAGGCCACAUAAAAAGAAGCCACUUCAGUCAUGGUAUAACGUCCCUGAUCCAAUUGAGGGCGAAACCCAAGAAGAAUUAGGGCAAUUUAUAAAAAUAAUGGGACGCGUAUUAAAUUGAACCUACUACAGUCCUCGCUAAUAGCCUAAUGUACAUAGGUAGGGCCGCAGGAGUUCUUGCUUAACAGCAAAGUCGACAGAAAGCCGAAGCUCGAGCGUCCUAUUUCGUUUCUUGGAUAGCUUUCUGGCGUUUUAAUGGGACCUCAGGCGUUGAAGUAGUCCAAACAUUCAAAUCCAGCGUUGCGAUUGAUCGAGAGGCAUUGUGAAAAGAAAAUAGAGCAAACUUGAGUCAUCAUCAUUCCACUUAAUUUGUAUGUAUAGCAUGUUUCUUAUGCUAAGUACUUUUAUAAUAAACCCAAAUUAUAACAAACAAGGUACUACGUUUUAACUCCCCAGUAUGCAUAGUCAAGGUUGCUUCUGCAAACACCAACCCUAUAAAUAGUAAUAGCGACUGCGUGCGCGCCCCUGCAGGGCUAGUGGUGUAUAGGUUACAGUUUAUGACGUAGCAUGAAGAUUACAUAGAUGUAUAAAUCAGAAUUUUAAAAGAAGAACAAACUCCUGUUUUUUUGAAAAUAUUGUGCAUACUCACAUCUUCCUUGGCCUGUCUGAAAAAUUAAGUUUCCAAAUGACAUCGGUUGUUUUUGUGAAUAUUUUCCGUUUAUGUUAACGCCUUCUACUAAGAAAAACAUUAGGCAUUAACGCGUACAUACGGUCUGUGAUGCACGGUCAGAUGUGGUUAUGUAGCCCCACCUGAGGUGAACAAGCCCCAGUCCAUAACCCCUAACACCUAACAUUGACCCGACGCUAGCCCUUAACCACGGCCCUAAACCCUAACCCAACAGUACUGUGUCCAUCAGGUGGGGCUACAUAACCACAUCUUACCGUGUGCACAUUAAAAAUUGCCCGAAUUCAAGGUAACGUUUAUUUUCGCUCAAAACAUAGCAUCCGAAGCGCGAGUUAUGGAUGUGAUGCAGACGUUGAUGAAACGGCAGUGGGUGUUUGGCUUCCAAAAUGGGGAGGAAGUAAGGGCUAAUACCAUGUCUGCCACCCUACCCACGCUCCGGCAUUGUCAUGGUAACUGUGGGAAGAUGGGGUGGGGCGGAUUUCAAGCAAGUAUCCAUGUGAAAUUUGCCGCUGAUGCUUCGGAAUGCUGGUAGUUAUUACACCUACUCGCGGGUAAGGAUAAGAGAUUGACCGCCCAGCACCAGUUGCAUUCACCUCCCGCCAGUCCUUAUUCGUCUGUGAAUUAUGCCUAAUGCAUUGUAUUUAUAUAUGUCACGGAGAGGGGACACCUAUCAACCUUUGCCUAUAGCACUCCGUAUGCAUACAUACUAAAUCGAGCGUCUUUUUCACAGACAGACAGGCCAGCACUGGCUCGAGCUGCUCAACGGCCGUCGGGCUUUGUCACCGGUCCGCUUGUCUGUGGAGUUGACCCUCAGGUGAACAUUAUGAUCCAGUGGAUUUCUGCCGCGGUCGCCUCCUCCACCCAGCGGUCCAACUCGGCCUCGCCUGCAGCCCCACCGACCUCCCAGUCUUCGCAAGACGCCGUCACCCGGCGUUCACGCUCCUAUCUCUCCCCUGUGGUUUUCGCCACGCAUGGCAAUCCGCAGCUCCAACAGGUUGUCCUUUUAUGGCCUCAUUCCUGCCUCUGAUUGGCCUCUCGUCUGCUUUAGUUUUGUCUCUGUACGUGUGUGCAUCUGAUGGCUCCCACAACGGACUGCGUUGUAGACUUAUCAUGGAUGGAAACGGGGGCCUUACUGCAUCGCGGCGUGCGUUUAUCAGGCUGUGCAGGGCCAGCGCGUGCCCAUAGCCACUGACUGGCUCACUGGAGAGGGAGACACUGAUGCAUCCCUCACUUUAAAGGAGCUGAGGCGCUUGCAUCUCUCAUGGUGGGCUAAGAGUGGUGGCUUUGUGGGGAGGGGGGGGGGGUUGCCAUCUCAUAAGAUAACUCAGUCCUCCACAGGGCUGAGAGUCAAGUCGCCGUAUCUCCUUGAUGUGACCAUUGUGCCUCCUGCGCGCUUGAAGUCCGAGCCGGCACUUCAGGAGCUAGGUAUGUUUAACGGCCCAGGUCGUGUGCGUGGCACGCGUAGACCGGUCGUACAGUUUUGGUAGCCACUACCGCCGACCCCACCCCCGGUCUUCUCGGCACUGUCUUGACCUCGAAGCAUGUCGAAAGAAGCGGGAGGAGUGCGAUAGGUGCUGUGUAAGUCUGCCUCGCUGCAAACUAAUCCACGCGCUACCCAUUUGGCGGGACACGCAGUGGAUGUUGUUGCUUGAGGCGGUCAAACUGUCUCGUGGUACCCGCGCGCACGUACCUGGCACGCUUUAGACAGGGGCCUCAUUCCUUCUCAGUCACUGCGCUCCAUCACUUUCCCACUGGGACUGGAGAGAGAGAGAGUGAGGGAGAGAAAGGUCAGUCCAUCUCGGCUCCAGCCUCAUUACACGCAGCCAAACGUUCCUCGAAGCUGGCACAACUGGUCGCGCCUUGGGAAACCUGGAAUUCAGACUGCGAUGGCUCCCUCUCAAUAUGACCUCUGUGAUGCCCCCGAAGCUUGAAAUAUGUAGUUUGGUUUGUGGCACGCGUAGAAGGCCUGUUUAGGUGUGUAGUACACUGCAUCCCCGCCCCCAAAUUCAGCCAUGUUGACCUUGUCUCCCAUCAGUAGCAAGGUGGAGCGUGGUCGCCGCCGCGUAGUCUGCUUACCUGUAAACACAUGCAUGCUCUGAUCAUCACUGCGCCUCGUCUGAGGCCUGAUCAGAUCAGAUUUAUUAAGGGAAAGGUAGGCAAGCGCCUUUGAACUCCCUUUUUGCGUACGAUAACGUCAUAAGUGUGUAAGGCAGGUGUCAAAGAAGCUUAGGUAAGUAAUUACACACAACUAGCAUUGGCUACUGGUAUAAAUCUGUCUGUGAGUUUCUUCUUUGUCAAAUCUGUACAAUAACCAGUUCGCGGUGCUGAGUGGACCAAGUAAUAUCAAAGCAAACGUAUAGGCUUCGGCCGGCGGAUAACGAAAAGGCACAAGCCAAUUCUACUUAAACAUAGGGAGUAGCAUACUUUGUAACGUAAAACGUUUGGGCGGAUGGUACAGGGCGGGAAUUCGCUAGUUUCUGAUGCCGUGGAGGUACAUAUCCCUGUACUGGUCAAGCUUCCUCUUAAAUGUGUCCACGGAUGAAAAUAUGACGAUGUCCAUGGGCAGGGCAUUCCAUGCCUUUACCACUCUGUAGCUGAAGAAGGACUUCCUUGCGUCCAGUCUCGUUCCUGUCACACGUAGUUUCAGAGGAUGUCCUCUCAAGCUAGUAGUGGUGGCCAGCUCAAAGAAGUCGCGGAAUGCGAGGCAGCAAUCCUGACCGCGUAACAUUCGAGACGUUUAAAUUAAGUCGCUAAGUAGUUGUCUCUAGUCUAGGCGAAAGAGGUCAAGAUUGGACAGUCUAGUUUCUUCAGCCAAGAUGGCUUGCGUCUUUCGCAAUAGACGAACCACCGGUGCUUGCAUAAGUUACUUCUUGUCGUCCGUUGUUGGGGGCACGUCUUUUCGUCCUUUCAUCUUAAACCGCACCACCAGAGUAGCCGAACUCUCAAUCGGAUAGGCUUGUUUUUUGCUUAGCAUCUGACAAGAUGAACCCUCGCUCCUCAUUUGUGCUUCUCCUCCCCCCCCCUUCCCCCCCAGCCCGUCAUCCUCUUCACGCACUUCUACGCGCCGUUCAAAGCCCAUUACAAAGUGGCCUUAUCUGCUCACUCAAAAAAUUAUUAUUUUCCACAUCACGCACGGCCGCUCUUCCAUAUCCAGAAACCGCAUGCUCUUUCAAUCAGCGGCAGAAAAAGGCCCAUCUGGAGGUAGCUAGACAGUUCGCCGUAUGGCACGCCCCCUGUGACUGAAUCGUCGGCUUUCUGUCUGUCUGCAGAUCGCCUUGUCUCUGCACCCCUUGCGUAACGCGCCUGUAGGUAGGACACAGGACUAUAAACUUCCUCCACCCUCCCCCCCUCCGCAUCGCAGGGAGGGGCUUGCGCCAAAUUCCAGGGGCGGUUGGGAGUUGUGGUUCGAGUUAGCUUAUUGGCGUAGCUGCCUCCCUGGAAUCUGGCGCAAAGCCACCUAUAGUCCGGGGGGGGGGGGAGGGGCGCCUACCCCGGUCUCUUCCCUUAAGCCAGUUUUCUGAGAACGGUUAAUCGAACCACGCUGGAUCAAACGGUUCUGGACAGUUUUGGCGGCUAACUCAAUUAUCUGAGGUCCAUCAGAAAGGUGAGACACCUAUUUGUUUUUUAUCGAGCCGGUUGAGCAAAAAAAUUGAGAGGUUCCGAAGAUGACCAGUAAGGCUAACUGAUCUGCUUGGCACAAACACUAGGUCCAUAACGACUUACGCCAACGAAAAGAUUGUUGUAGCGUAAAUGACAGUAAACUCGGACCACUCGAAAAACUCCAACUUAUCGACAGGCAAAAAGUGACUACGCUCUUUCCGUCCAUUUUCAACGUCAUCCACCGUGCGAACCACCGCUGAUUUUGCCAACAAGUUGCCCCGCUGAAUGACGCUUCACCACCACCAACACCACCACCACCACCACCACCGACAGCUAGUUGGCGUACUCGCUUAGGCCCGUGCGCUGCAACAACGGACGCACGCCUUUGCGGACCAAUUGGAUGAAAUUACGACCCUCAGACCGUCUCAUUGUCGAAGUACGGAUUUUCCCACUUCUUCCGUCGUUAGCCAGCCAUACCAAACCCCGAGGUGUGGAGACCUGGGCCUCGAUCUCGCGGCCUGUUGGUUAGAAGUCCAACGACUCUAACCUCUGAGCCACGGGUCCGUUGUCCUAUCGGUUGCGAUCGGGAAUAUACAAUGGUAAAGGGGCGCUCACCGAUCGUUUCUACGGGACUCACUCGUCCCGUUGUGCCUUACGGACUCUCUCUCUCUCGAGCUCAGUGGCUGGAGGCGCACAUUGGCGCGUAAUAUGAGGAGAAUAGCAUUACCGACAAAGACAAAGGAGACUGGAAGUAUGUGAUACAUGGCACUCGAUCCCGCGACCUAUUGGUUUAAAGUCCAACGUCCCUAGCCACUGAGCCACGGGAUCGUGAAAUAUAAUUCGUUGGUACGUGAGAACACUGUCAUUUACGUUAAUGCCUUAGGGCUCUCUAGGGCCCAACCAGCAGCCCCACAGCGGCGCAUGAUAUAAGCAGUAUCUUAUUAUCGACAAAGACCAGGGAGACUGUAAUGACUAUUUCUGGCUUAUUAGCCGCCUUUAGCCAGUCAUACCCAAUCCUGAAGUGUGGAACACCUGAGGCUCGAACUCGCGACCUGUUAGUUAGAUGUCCACGCCUCUAACCACUUAGCCACGGGCUCGUUGUCCCGCUGGCUGUGAUCGGGAAUAUACAAUGGUGGAGGAACGAUUAAUAAGCCAGAAAUGGCCAUUCCGAUCUCCCUUGUCUUUCUUGAUAAUAACAUUCUUCCUAUAUCAUGCGCCGCUGUGUGCCUGCCGGUUGAACCAGAGAGAGUGCCCGUGAGACAAGUGAGCGGCAUGGGUGAGUUCCGUAAAAACGAUCGGUGAGCGUCCCUCCACCAACGGAUUUUCCCCUUAUUCACAAGUGAGUGUAGUGGUGAUGCCACUAUGCAGAAUAAACGCUCGACGCUACAUUCGAUCCGUUCCUGCUUGCAAAUAGUUGACCAGAAUAAGUGGCCGUCCAAAGUACCUGCGACCCGGUUGUCGACUGCCUCUCACAGGCGAGUGUCCACUCCACGAUGCGCACAUACUGUAUGUGGGCUAACUCAUGAAAUGUCAACUGAAAUUCCGAAAUGUGUUUUCGUUUCGAAAAGAUAAAUUAGGUAGGGUUGUAUAACUAGUCAGCCUGCAACACAAUUCUAUAAUACUUUAGUUACGUCAGGAUGCUGGCUUUCGAACGAAAUCCUUUCCGACUCUAUCCGAAAACUAUACUCUGUAGAAAAUGACUGCUUGUAUAGCAUUCAUUUUUCUCGUUGAUUUUCGAUGACCUUAAAAAUCAAUUAUAUUUCCUGGAAAACAUGCGAAAAACAUUCAUUCUUUUGCUUUCUCGGUAGAAAAUUGUCCCUUCUUCCAGUGUUAUACUCGAAGGAAGGGUGAACUUCGGUUUCAAAAAAGCUCCUUAUGGUGUGGUUUCUUAAUACCGUGAAAUGGCCGUUGACAAAACGUCUUCUCUGCAUUUACCAAUGUAGCUUGUAAAGUUACCGAUAUGGCUCAUACCCACGGCUGAAUUUUAUGAACCCUGUAUGGUCUUCUCUCAAUACCAUAGAGAAAUUUAUGGUUUUCCGUGCGCGGAAAAUAUACAGCUUGUAGUUUUGAAACCCUGAAUGCAAGUGUAACGGCAUGUCGGGUUCAAAAUUAUUCGGGAAUUAGAAAAGUUUCUUUAAAAGGAAUUAUACUCUUCUUUAGAGCAUAAAAUCGGAAGAAGACGUGACUUUCUACCGAAUAAGUAAAAGAAUUAAUAUUUUGAUGCAUGUUUUUUAUGAACUGUAAUUGAAUUUUUAAGGGUAUCGGCAAUCCAUGAGAAAAAUGCAUGCUACUGAGGCAGUCCUUUUUUCGGACUAUAGUUUUGGCAUGCAGCCGAAAAGACGUUCUCUUGAAAGCCGGCACUCCGUGGUACCUGAAUUAUUAUAGAAUUUUGCUUUUGUUUCGAAAAGAUUAAUUAAGUAGGCUUUACAACCCUAUUAAGCAUUUCGAAACAAAAGCGUAUUUCGGUUGGUAUUUCAUGAGUUAGCCCACCUACAGUAGUAUUCAUUUAUCCAUUUUUUUCAGUGGCCUUAUGAACCCAAGCACACACAAAAAUACCCCCUUAUGCUCAUUUUUAGCAAAUUAUGUAUUUUCCGAAUUUUCUCCUCGAAGAAGGAGUUUCUUUCGCUUUUAAACAAGUUUGUGCCUAUGAGAUUUUUAAGCCCUUAAGGUUUCUAUUUACAGUAGAUGUGCUGUCCUAUUGAAUGUUAAUCGAAAUUCUGGAACGUGUCUUCCAUUAGGAAAGACUGCUUACGUAGCGUCAUAAGACUAACUAUCGCGCGGACUGAUCAAAAAAUAUUUCGAUCACGUCAGAAUGUCGGCUUUUGAGCGCGCUUCGUUCCGGCCGCCUGUGAAAUCUACACCUUGCAAGAAAUGACUUCAUAAGUAGUCUUAUUUUUCCCGCUGAUUUUCGAUGCUCUUAUACAAUCCAGUAUAGUUCGUAGGAAACAUGCGAAAAAAGCUUUUUUUCUUGUGCUUAUUUGGUGGUAAGUUACAUCUUCGAAUCUUAUGCCUGAAGAAAGAGCACAUUUCGCCUUUAAAGAAGUGUCUCAUUGUGAUAUUUUUGAAAUCGUGAAAUGUCUACGCAUAAAGCAUCAUAUCCGUCCACUUAUUGACGCUGCUUGUAAAUCAUCGACGACAGUUCGACCGUCGUUGCCGACGAUGUCCACCGUGUGCUCCACAACAGGGUGAGAGCAGGGACGUUGAGUAGUGCGUGAAUUAGUUUAUAGUGAAUGUAGGCUUGCACAGCGUCUACCGCACUCCCUCCCUCUCCCCCUUCCGCACCCAGUGUCAAGACAGAGUCAAGAAGACUGGAGGCGGGAGAGGGCGCAGGUGGAUGGCACGAUCGAGCCGACACAUUGACGCUCCACUCCACACCCCCUGACUCACACAGCAAAUGACCAGGUUUGUUUGACCGACAACAAUAAUGAGUAGCAGCAGGGGUCCCAAUGUGAGCAGUGCUGUCCCCAAAUGAGGCUAAAUAGACAUCGCACGCGGAUACCGAGCUUUACUAUUGAUUAGUAGGGUAGCUGUCCGGUCCGCAAAAUAUGCUGAGGAGGAUUUUGUGCACCAAGAAAAGAGGCGGAUGGAAUGGACCAUAAUUGGCGCGGUCUGAGUCUGCAUCUGGUCGUACCGCGACUCUCCCAAUUUGGGCGCUUGUAAUGGGUGGGCAUUUUAAAUAACGCCUGCCGGACUGCGCUCUGGUCCCCCUGAUGGUUCAGCGCAUUUAUCGGGUGGCCUGUUUUAGAGGCAAACGAUAGUUCGACCGUCGAUUUCCACGAUGUCCACCCUGUGCUCCACAGCAAGGUGAGAGAAGGGAUGGUGACUUGCGCUCGAGUGGCAGUAGACUCGCACAGCAUCUACCGCACACUCUCCUCCCAGAAUCCGAAAUGCCUCCCCCCCACGAGUUUUUCCAGUGCAUCUACCACGUGGUCCGUUUUGGGGGACAUGCUUGUAAAUUAUACAACAUGGUCUACAGUCACUGCAAAAUUUUAUGAGUGCUAUAUGACGUCUUGAUAACAUAUAAAUGUGUGAUUUUCCUUGCAGGUAAGGUGUACGGCUUGUGGUUUGUGGACCUUGAAGACGGGGACUGAGAAUGUUCUGUAAAACCGAAAGAUGCGCUUCCCUCAAAUAUGAAAUUUGGAAAAGACGUAAUUUCGUACGAAAUAAGUACAAGAAUGGAUAUUUUCGUGCAUACUUGCCAUAGAAUGUAUCUGAAUGUAUAGGCACAUCGAAAAUCAAUGAGGAGCAUUCUUAUUAUUUGAGUAGUCAUUUUUUACAAGGUUCACUUUUUUCGGACGACUGGAAAGAAGCCCGUUCGAAAGCCGGCAUUCUGACGUGAUCGUAAUAUCUCAGGAUUAUGUUUCGCGAUAGUCAGUUUUACGAUCAUACGUAAGUAGUCUUUUCUAAUCGAGGACACAGUUCCGAAUUUUGGUUAAUAUCUGAUUUAAGCAGCACCAUACCUGUCCGUUUAUUGAUGCGCCUCAUGAAAUAUGCGACGUUGUCCAUAUUCAUUGGUAAAUUUUAUGAUGUUUGUAUGGUAUCUUCUUAAAAAUACAUAGGAAUGUAUUAUUUCCCCAAAUGGAAAGUAUCCAGUAUGUGGUUUGGAAGUACCAAACUGGGGUGAAACGACAGAGCAAGUUUGUAAUUAUUUGAGAAUUUAAAAUCCUUUCAGAACUGGAAGUCACUUCUUGAGUCGGAAAUUUGGAGAAGCAAUUUUUCUGCAACAUGGGUGUAAGAUAAUAAAUAAUAGUAAUAGUAAUGAUAAUAAGGUAUCCUGAUAAUCAGUUUAAAAAUGCAUACUGCUCAAGUAGUCGUUUUGCAAAUGCGGUUUUUGUAGCCGGUCGGAAGAACUUGGAAUUAGACUGCGUGAUGAUAAUUCUGCCGUCGUUGCUCGUGAGAGCAGACACGAGGACUUGUAUGUGAGUUAGUUUACAGUGGUAGCAGAUCUACGCAGCAUCUACCACACUCUCCCCUCCUCCUUCCCCGCCUGAGCCCGGUGUCAAGACGUAGGCUCCAAUUGUUAGACUUUAUAAUACCGUGAAAUGGCCGUUCAUAAAUCGUCUUGUCUCUUCAUUUACCAAUUUAGCUUGCAAAGUUAACAAUAUGGAUCAAAUCCAUUGCCAAAUUUUAUGAAUCCCAUAUGGUCCCCCUUUAUUACCGCAGAGAAAUUUGUGGUUUUCCGUACGCGGAAAAUACAUGGCUUGUAGGUUAGGAACCCUGAAUGCAAGUGUAACGGCAGGUCGGGUUCAAAAUUAUUCGGGAAUUGGGAAAGUUUUACUAAACCAAAUUAUACCCUUCCUUUGAGUAUAUAAUUGGAUAGAGACUCCAUUUUCUACCGACUGAGUAGAAGGAUGAAUAUCCUUAUGCCUGUUGUGCAUGAAAUAUAAUUGAAUCUUUAAGAUCAUCGAAAAUCAUUGAAAAAAUGCAUGCUACUUAAGUAGCCAUUUUUACGGAGUAUGGUUUUUAGAUACAGCCAGAAAAAGUUUGUUCGAGAGCCGGCAUCCGCGGGUAAUUGAAUUGUUAAAGAAUUAUGUUGCAGGCCGGCUAGUUUUACAACCCCACUUAAUCAAUCUUUUCGAAACGAAAACGCAUUUCGGAAUUUCUGUUGAUAUUUUAUGAGUUAGCCCAUUUACUGUACGUCGCUUACACACUGACAAAAAUGGAUAGGCCACCGACACGUCUACAUUGUAUGCGCGUUGCGUCUGACAUAGAGAUAUCUCCCGUUCCUCUUAACGUCCAGUUGCCGUCUGUUUGUAGCUGAACGCCAUUGUGGACGCGAUCGGCGCGGCCGGCUGGAACGCGGACCAUCUACUGCGCAGCCUGUUGGAGUACUCCGAAUACCGCUCACGCCUGCUCUCCGGCGGUCCGAGUUCACCGAAAAUUGCCGCUGGCCACGGCGAUGCACCCCCCUCAGCGCCGCCCUCCAACUCCCCCUUGCGAGUCCUGUCUUUCUUCGACUUCCUCCUCUCCCGCUUUUCCGACCACACAGCGCGUACUCUGCCCAUCUAG